Messenger RNA from Penaeus indicus, 1405 nucleotides. RefSeq names its product legumain-like. Gene Ontology annotation, molecular function: cysteine-type endopeptidase activity. The transcript has 9 exons. The coding region runs from base 7 to 1335 and encodes 442 amino acids. Lineage: Eukaryota; Metazoa; Arthropoda; Malacostraca; Decapoda; Penaeidae. The record is from RefSeq and is a predicted model, not a curated record. Gene Ontology annotation, biological process: vacuolar protein processing.
ACACAGAUGAGGUGGGUGGCAGUCCUGGCAGUGGCGAGUGCGGUGGCCCUCUGCGGGUCCCACGUGCUAAAUACCGAUGGCCAAGGGGAGCUGUGGGCGGUGCUGGUGGCCGGCUCCGCAACGUGGAUGAAUUACCGCCACCAAGCGGACGUGUGUCACGCCUACCAGAUCCUCCACCAGCACGGCGUCCCGGACGACCACAUCAUCGUCAUGAUGGAGGACGACAUCGCCAACAGCAGGGAGAACCCGACGCCCGGCGUGGUCAUCAACCGCCCCGACGGACCCAACGUGUACGAGGGCGUCCCCAAGGACUACACCGGCAUGGAUGUCACUCCUGAAAACUUCCUGAAGGUCCUUAGCGGCGACGCCGCAGGACUCCAGGGCGUCGGGUCCGGGAAGGUCCUCAAGAGCGGCCCCAACGACCGCGUGUUCGUCAACCUGGUAGACCACGGGGCGCCCGGCAUCUUCGGGUUCCCGCGCAGCUUCCUCCACGCUCGAAACUUCUCCGACGCCAUCUUGGCCAUGCAUCGCAACAAGCAGUUCAAGGAGAUGGUGAUUUAUCUCGAAGCAUGUGAGUCUGGUUCGAUGUUCCAAAAUCUUCUUCCUAAUGACAUUGAUGUGUAUGCCCUGUCUGCUGCCAACGCGACACAACCAUCCUACGCCUGCUACAUGGACGAGCACCUCCACACCUUCCUCGGAGACGUGUUCAGCAUCAAGUGGAUGGAGGACACAGAUAGGGAGGACAUCACGAAGGAGAGUCUGGAGAAGCAGUUCCAUCUGGUGGAGAAAGAGGUAAACGUCUCCCAGGUGAUGCAGUGGGGGAACAAGACGAUGGCCCAGGAAAUGGCGUCCAACUUCCUCGGCAGCAAAGAGUCGGAGCUAAGCGACUUCGGUCCUUUCCCGCCCUUCAAUGAUCCUUGUCUGAAAACGUCGAUCGACAGCACCAACGUCUCCGUCGCCAUUAUCCAGGGGCGCAUGGACGCCGCCCAGAACGAGACAGAAGCCAGUUAUUGGGCCCAACAAAUGGUCCAGCUCCAGCAGAACCGCACGUGGGUGACCGAGACCAUGUACCGGGUGGCGCUGAGCGUGACGGGAAGCGAGGACGCGGCGACCGGAAUGAUGAGCGAUCGUCGUCACGCCGUCACUCGCUGGCUGUGUUACGAGGAAUCCGUCGAGGCCUUCCACCGGCAUUGCUUUAACCUGGGGGAGAAUCCUUAUGCUCUGCGCGUCCUUCAGCCGGCGAUGAACCUGUGCGAACACGGGUACACGGGCGCCGAGUUCGCCAGCGCCGCUCGGGAAGUCUGCACGCAUGCCUCCGUUUCGGGCAUCGUCUGAACAUGUCAGUCAUAACUUGACAGAAGGGCUUGACUGCAGUGAAGGGCUUGGUGAAUGUAAAUUAGAACUA